AUUUUCAUCUUUUGUUGGUUUUAUCUUUUUCCAUUUUGAGAUUGUCUACAUUUUCAUCUUUCGUUGGUUUUAUCUUUUUCCAAGAGCAUGCGUUUUCGGGGAAUCAAGACUUUCAAUUCUUGCUGCUUUUUUCUGAAAAAAAUAACUUCCCCUAUAUGUUAAUCUUUGAAUUUGAUUAGGGUUUUUGUUACCAAGAAAAGUUUUGGAGGCGUUUGGUCUGCCAAAGAGUGUUUUAAUUUCUGUAGAGUUUUGGUGAUAAAUUCUCAUGCUUGUUUGCUGCUAUCUCUCAUCUCAGUUCUUAUAUUGUUUACAGAAAAAAAGAUCAACAAGUGGUAAGUGUGACCAACUCUGUUUUUCUUAUACUCAAUCAAUUUAUUGGUAUUUGUUUUCGUAUUGGAAUUUCGUUGUUCAGUUUUGACAUUUUUAAGUGUAGUGACUUGCUUUGUGAGAAAUAGAAGGAAAUUGUUUAAAGAAACUUAAUCCAUCUGCAGCUGAUAGUUGUGACAUUUUCUCAAGGAAUGAAUUAAUAUUGAGUACUUCUUUAGUUAUAAAUUUGAAAGAAUGUGCAUCUUCAGUCUUAAUGUAUACACUACUUGCCUUCUUUUCUGGUAGUUGUGCGAUAAAUAUAUGUGCACUUUGAUCUAUUAAUUUUGCUAUUUGUCUGAUUAUCUCUCCAAAUGUGGCCUUUGAUUCGUGCUUAUUCUGCAUCUUGUAACUAGAUUUCCAUUAGUGAUCAUGAUGCUGUUGCUGCUGCUUUCAAAGUGAAUGUCGACUCAUUACAUUAUUUUCCUAGUUGAAAUCACAUCUUAGAAAGUAAGUCUUUUUGAGUGCACAGUUAAGCAAGUAAUGGAUUCCUGGCAUCACCCUGAUCGACUAAGUGAGUUACCCGACUCUUUAAUCCUCAUGAUUCUUUCACUGUUGGAGACACGGUAUGUUGUUAGGACAACGCUACUCUCCAAACGUUGGAGAGAUCUUUGGACCACCGUUCCCCGCCUAAAAUUUGUACGUGAUGAUCGACGUUUCAUUUGCGGAGUUCUUGCACAAUGGAGAGGUGAGAAGAUCAUAAGCUUCUACCUUUCUUUGGUCUUUUCGACUCCUAGUGAUCUUGAUUUGUGGCUGCUUUUUGCGGUCGAAAGACAAGUGGAAGAGCUACACAUAGAUUUUGGACCUUAUAGCAAUGCCCAGUACUACCCACCUCAGCGUUUGUAUCCAUGCUCGUCCAUUACAGAAUUACACCUUGGUUCUUGUUGUUUGUUGGAGAUUGAGGGGAGUGUGCAGUGGAAUCGACUCAAGAGUUUAUGGAUUGAAGUUCCGGAUUCCUCGUGUGAUGAUGCCAUAAAGAAAAUUCUCUUGGGUGCCCCUCGCUUGGAAAAGAUGAUAUUGUUUAUUGGUAAAAUUAAUGAGAACUUGAGUAUCCGAUCUACUAGUUUGAAGAAGCUCAUAAUCCGCAGCCAUUGGAAUGAGAAUGCUGACAUAAUGGCAAUGCUGAGAAUUUGGGCUCCUAACCUCUUGACUCUACGAAUUUGGAGAGCAAAUGUUGUUAAUGGUGGUAGUUGUUUGUUUGAUGUCCCAUCUUUGAUUGAAGCUUCUAUUAGUGGAUUUUGUGAUGUGUAUGAUCCGCCUCUUGAAACGUUCUAUCACGUUAUUGGAAGCAUCUGCCAUGUUAAGAAGGUUGAAUUAUCGGAGUUUAACAUUAAGUCGCUUCUCGCCAUGAAGGGGAAAGAUAUGGUUGUUCAAUUUCCGAAUGCUGAGUUACUUAAACACCAGAGCGUGGACGCAAAUGGUCAUCUUGAUCUUCUUCAUCUUCUUGAUCUUCUUGAUAUGUUUCCUAAGCUUAAGAUAUUAAGUAUUUGUCAAUACCAGAUUUUGCGCGAUUUUAGUCCCACCGUUGAGGCGACAUUGCCCCGUCCCUCGCUGCUCGAUCUGAAUACAGUUGAGAUUAUUUGGCCCGCGGAAGACCCCUCAGUAAUUCCAUUUAUUGAAUUUAUCUUGCAAACUGCUCCCUUGCUCCACAAACUUGUGUUUCGUCUUUCACCAUUUAGAGCUUCUUGUAAUCGUAAGCGUUUCCGAAUGAUAGAAGAGAAGAUGCGAAGUAUGCCAAGAUCCUCCCCAACUGCAGAGGUUACUAUAAUCUAUAAUGAUUGAUCAAUUGAUGAAGAUCAGCAGUUUUCAGUUGUGUAUGUUAUGUCUUUAAGCAGCAUUCCUGCUGAUGUUGUGAACAUAAUUAGCUUUCAAUUUUUGUUGUAUGAGGAUUGACCUUCUUUGGCUCAAUCGACAUUAUAGACUCUGAUUCUUGUUUAUUAGCUAGUUUGUUUCCCGUUAAGAAAAACAAAAGUAGAAUAUUUUCUGAAUGUAUAUAACAAAUUUUAUGUUA
Salvia miltiorrhiza (redroot sage) is the source of this 2374-nucleotide messenger RNA. Its product is annotated as F-box/LRR-repeat protein At3g26922-like. The coding region runs from base 847 to 2145 and encodes 432 amino acids. NCBI's taxonomy places the organism in Eukaryota, Viridiplantae, Streptophyta, Magnoliopsida, Lamiales, Lamiaceae. The record is from RefSeq and is a predicted model, not a curated record. Gene Ontology annotation, molecular function: protein binding. The transcript has 3 exons.